UGGUAUCUUCCACUCGCCAGCUGAUCGGCCUCGACUCCCGGUGCGGUCCGUCGGACUGUACGCGGCCGUUAAUUUCUUGAUUUUUGUCUAAAUUACAUCGAAUUCAUAGUAACGGCCGCUCGUGUCCUGGUCCUUUACUUAUUACGCUGCGUUUUCAGCUCGGGGAUUUCGUUGUAAAGGAUUUUUGAUCAAACGUCGAGUCGAGGAAUUCCCGCACAAGCACUAGGCCGCGAGCGGAUCCCCGGUGUUUACUGGAGAGACCUACCGCCUUCACAUCGCCACCAUGGGGGACACAGGAAGCGAGCGCAGCAAGCCGCCUAGCAUUCCUCCCCGCUGCCCUUGUGGAUUUUGGGGGUCCAGCAAAACCAUGAACCUUUGCUCCAAAUGUUUUGCUGACAUACAGAAGAAACCACCAGAUGAAGACUGCACUCCAGAGCCCGCCCCCAGCUCAAGCAAUAGCCAAUCAGCAGUCUUCUGUAACGAGACGAGCAGCAGCAGUAGCCAAACCCUGUCCUCCAAGCCAGCCAGCUCUGAUGAGCCCUCGACAGAAGCCACACCUCUUCCUGCACAGGACGAAGUCUCCAGUACAGACACAGCUCGAGGCACGCUAUCCACUCCUACAAAACGACCCUGCGACUCAGCCUCAGGUUCGGAGAGCGAGUCGUCUCCCGAGAAGCGUGUUCGUGUGGGAGAGGCCUCAUGUUCUGAAGAUUCUCCACGAGUUCCCAAGCAGAAGAACCGUCGGCGGUGCCAUCGCUGCCAAACCAAACUGGAGCUCGUACAACAGGAGCUGGGGUCCUGUCGCUGUGGUUAUGUGUUCUGCAUGUUGCACCGGUUGCCGGAGCAACACAACUGUAUGUUUGACCAUCUGGGCCGCGGCCGAGAGGAAGCUGUGCUGAAGAUGGUGAAACUGGACCGUAAGGUGGGCCGAACCUGCCAGCGCAUCGGAGAGGAGUGCUCUUGAACGCCCCCCUGCACACACACACACACACACACACAUACUCUCUUUCACUCGCAAACACACACACACCACACGACUCACUCACCUGUUAGUGGCAUCUUUUUUCCCUCCCAACACAUCUCAGAGGACCUACACCCCUGCUUGACCUCUGACCCCUCUUUGUAGCCUCGUGCUCAUCACACACAGGCGACCCGCACAGCCUUAAUUUCUGUUAUCUGUCCAUCCACACACCCAAACGCAGGUCAGACUAAUUUGGCGGUCUGUACUCAGGAAUCUCAGAGGCUGCGAUCGACUCCAGGGGAAACACAUCGAUCGAUCGAGACCUCUGGGAUCCUCUACUCCGGAUGUUCUGAUGACAGACAGCAACCGAGGGAAGGGAGGGUGACUUGGAUCACACGAGUCACCCCGUCUCUGGACAACGCCAAAAAAGGCCGGCCCUGCCACGGCCCGUAGGCUCGAGCUCGAGCCGAGUCAGAGCCGUGCCGUUCACUGGCGUACACUCACACUCACAGAUGCACUUACAGCCGUGUUUUCAAACGCCGCUCAGCACGAGGGCCGAGGACAAGCCAGACGGUACCCUUUGGUUUGGGUUCGGUUGGGAAAGGGCCACCCACAGCUCAUCUGAGAACUAGUUCCUUCAGGUCUGAAUAAACACACUCUGUAACCUCGUACGACUCCCAUCAGCCCUUGCAUUAUACACUCUGCCUCUUUUAAAGCAGCUGAAGAUCUCGGUGGCUUUUUUUGCCCUUUUUUCUUGCUUCCUCUCCUUCAUUCUCACUAGUUCCUGUUCUUUCUCCUGCCUGCUCAUGCUAACCUUCCUUCAAUAUUCUCUUGAUUCGUUUUCUUCUUUCUUUCUUUCUUUCUUUCUUUCUUUCUUUCUUUCUUUCUUUCUUUCUUUCUUUGUUUCUUUCUUUCUUUCUUUCUUUCUUUCUUUCUUUCUUCCCUUCAUCAUUUGCAUUAUGGGAGGGGGAUGUGUUCAGCUCUGGUGGGAAUGAGGAAGGCAGAGUCUCAAUUUACCCGCGCUUUUCUGUUUGUUUUAAUUAGUUUUUUUAUUAUUAUUACUUUGACUGGUUUUCUGUUGAGAUAUCGACAUGGACAGAACUGAAGAAAAGAGAUGAAUAUUGUGUAUCUUAAGAAAAAUCCUUAUUUAACCUCCUUUGUGUUUCUGGUUAACUCUCACUCUAAGCAUAGAGCUGCAUUACUUUGCCCUUUUUAGGUUAACAAAAAAAAAAAAAACAUACAAAAAAUGAAGAUAUGGAUAAGAUAAAGUCUUGUAGCCUUUCUUUUUUUUGUUUUCUUGUUUUCCUUUUUUUCCCUUUCCUCUUUUGCUGAAAAAGAAUAAAACUGGAUUAGAGGA
Molecule: messenger RNA, 2318 nt
Organism: Carassius auratus (goldfish)
Lineage: Eukaryota; Metazoa; Chordata; Actinopteri; Cypriniformes; Cyprinidae
Product: AN1-type zinc finger protein 3-like
Exons: 6
Coding region: 284-964 (226 amino acids)
Molecular function (GO): zinc ion binding; DNA binding
Source: RefSeq, a predicted model, not a curated record